This is a messenger RNA of Prorocentrum cordatum, 1446 nucleotides long. The record is from the annotation of a GenBank genome assembly. Lineage: Eukaryota; Dinophyceae; Prorocentrales; Prorocentraceae.
CAUUUAUUUGUGUGUCCUGGGGCCCCUUCAUUAGGGGGUCGCCACGUUGCGCCACAGUUCUGAUGAGCCCUCGCUGGGGGGCGCGGCCGAGACCUCUACGGAGGUCCUCGCUCGCCCCCCCCCCCUGGCGCGGGUUGCAGACCACGCCCUCUGCACACCGCGCCCCUCGGCGUCGCCGACCCAUCCUCCCCGAGCACGGCCGGCCGUGCACCACGUACAUCACCGAGGUGGAGCUCUCGGGCACCUGGCUCGGUGGCAAGGUCGUGCAGGUGCGCUCCUACAGGGCGAAGGCCAGCGGCGAGGCCAGCAAAUUCGUGACGCCUCAGGAUAAUGAGCCGCGGCGCGACCGCCGAGUCCAAGCCUGAGGAGAUGGGAGACUCGGGCGAGGUCCCGUGGGAGAAGCUCGCGGAUUGGCCCGACAUGGCCUACCUACUCUCGGGGUUCCAGGGGAAGACGGGCUACAUGGUGACCCUGGCCAAGACGCAGUGGCACAGCAGGAAGGGCUCCGGGCAGGGCGCGUCGAGCGUGGCUGGGCAGGUCGAGGUCCGGGUGCAGAGGAGGCGGCACAACGAGUCCGCGAGGAUCAUCAUGCGCCAGGACCUGCCGCUGCAGGAGCACCUGAACCUGGCCGUGCGGCAGAUCAGCGCGCUCGGCCGCGAGGACGUAGGCGGCCUUCUCGGCUUCGACCCGCACCCCGCGUCCCUGGAGGCCGUCUCGCCCGAGUGCCAGCGCUACAGGGACGGGCUCGACGGACCGCAUGGCCCCCACGCCAAGCCGCGCUGGAAGACCCGCUGGGAGAAGAUCAGGGAGCGGCGAGCCCAGGCAGACGCCCACGGCGGGGGCACCAAGGACAACGAGGCGGCCGCCAGCCUCGUCACGAGGGCCAUGAUGUGCGUGUGCGCCGUCGGCGACGCCUCGGGGGCCCGCGACGCGGGCCCCGCCGACGGCGGGGACGACGACGCCGAGGGCGUCCUCGCCGAGUUCCAGACCGGCAGGCUCGCCGAGGCGACGUGGGACUGACGAGCUCGUGGCCGCACGGGGCCAGGGCGAGGGUACCUCCGUGCCCGAGCGGUCCCGGAGCGCUCUGGGGAGAGCGUUCCGGAACGCUCUGGGAAGGCCGCGGCGCCCGCGGCAUCCUCCAGCACCGCCAGAUCUCAGAGAUCCCCGAGAUGCCCUCACCCGAAUUUCUCCUCGUCCUGGCUUCGUCUGAUGUGGGCCCCGCAGCGGGCUGGCGCCGCGCGGGCGGGCCGCCGCUCCGGCCGCGCCCCUCGCUCCGCGCCCGCUGCCGGCGCCUGGCGGGCGCCGCGGCCCCCGCUCCUGCGCGUCGCUGCGCAGGCCAGGCCUGCCUGGUUGCCCACGGCCCAGGGGGGCCCUCGAGCGCGGAGGUGGGACCCUCGAGGCCGUGCGCGCGCGUUGUGUGCGCCGAGGUCGAGCGCCGCCUGGUCC